Cherax quadricarinatus is the source of this 666-nucleotide messenger RNA. NCBI's taxonomy places the organism in Eukaryota, Metazoa, Arthropoda, Malacostraca, Decapoda, Parastacidae. The record is from RefSeq and is a predicted model, not a curated record.
AUGACCGUUGAGGAUGCGUCUGCUGCAACAUUGCCCCGUUGGGAGUGCUGUCGCGGGGCCAACUUUGACCGUCUGGGAGUGUGUCGCUGCAACAUUGACCGUGUGAGGAGUGCUGUCGCUGAAAUUGACCAGUUGGAAAUUUUGGUCCCUGGCUCUGAUCCCUCGGGAGCCGGAGGAAUGCCCUUUGGGAGCGAAGAGGCGACCGGGAGUGGCGGCGGCGGGGGGAAAUGUGUCCCUCCAGGGGCGGGGAUUGAAGGUAAAUUUGAGGAGACUUUCGUCCAGGAAGCUUCCCCCGGAUGGUCCAUAAUUAGUCAAUUUUGUUUACAGACGUGCAUCGAGGCCAACACUGAUGUCAAGACUACUGAUGGCUACAUCCUUCGCGUCUUCUGCAUUGGAUUUACCGAAAAGGUAUCCAGCCAAACCAGAAAGACAGCUUAUGCCCAGCACACUCAAGUAAAGAACAUCCGCAAGAAAAUGGUGGACAUUAUCACGCGUGCUGUGGCCAGUAGUGAGCUGAAGGAGGUGGUCAACAAACUAAUCCCUGAUUCAAUGGCUGAUGAUAUCCGAAAAGCUUGCAACCUUAUUUUCCCCCUCAAAGAAGUGCAUAUUCGUAAGGUACGUGCUAUAUGCCCCAAGUUUGUAGGGUCUUAAUUUUUUCAGUUUAAA